Messenger RNA from Peronospora matthiolae, 318 nucleotides. The record is from the annotation of a GenBank genome assembly. NCBI's taxonomy places the organism in Eukaryota, Oomycota, Peronosporomycetes, Peronosporales, Peronosporaceae.
AUGGCAAGCGAACAGGUUAUGAGCCCAAGAAGGGAAGGAAACGAAGACACCAACGCAGCACAGGCGCCGCUGGCAACCGGUCACGAAAGGGCCGCGGCCGCGCCUGCUACGGUCGUCUUUCCCAUUGCUUACGCAAGGAGCGCGGAGCCUGACGCACUGGCGAGGGUUCUCGAGAUGCUCACGGGCAUGGACUUGCGAAUGCAGAAGAUGGAAGCGUUCCAAGCACGCAUGGAUGAAGACGAGCGCAUGCGCGGCUCUCAAAAGAUUGGGCUGUACCGACCAGAGCUUGGGCAGACUUUGCAGGAUGACUCCAUGUAG